This is a messenger RNA of Peromyscus leucopus (white-footed mouse), 3158 nucleotides long. RefSeq names its product G protein-coupled receptor 162 (gene Gpr162). The transcript has 6 exons. The record is from RefSeq and is a predicted model, not a curated record. Gene Ontology annotation, cellular component: membrane. Bases 1182 to 2948 code for a protein of 588 amino acids. Gene Ontology annotation, molecular function: G protein-coupled receptor activity. Gene Ontology annotation, biological process: G protein-coupled receptor signaling pathway. Lineage: Eukaryota; Metazoa; Chordata; Mammalia; Rodentia; Cricetidae.
GUGCACCCACCUCCAACUUCACAGGCGGUCUCAGCCCGCAUCACAAACACCCUCAGCUUCCAGCAGGCCUUCAGGUGCCCCUCUGAGCUCUACCCAAGAAGAGCCCUCCCAAGGAUGCACACAGUGACACACGGUGACAGGCUUCCUCCUCCCCUGACAGCUAGCUCCUCGGUCCCUAACAACACCAGCUGCCUCUUCGGGCUCAUUCGUGUUGAAAAAACGGGACGGGGUGGGGGCAGGACACCAACCGCUUCUCCAAUGAAGCCCGCUCCCCGCCGUCCUCCUCGCCCCCUCCUUCUCCGCUCCUUCCUUGCCCCUCCUCCGCCAAGUCCCCGCGGUCCAGUUUCCCCGCCCCACCCUCGCCACCCCCGACCCCAAGACUGGCCAGCGGCUCCCUAACCCCGGGCUCGCAGGCGGAUGACCCCGGGAGGCGGGAGCCUCGAGGGGCCGCAGACCAGCGCGCCGCGGGCUGAGCUGGGGAGGCCCGGCUGCGGAGGGGGAGGAGGCCUGGAGGGAGGGAGCGAACGAAGGAGGAGGGCUGGCGAGCUGGAGCCGGCAGGCGGCGGGAGCCCGGGCGAGCCUCGUCGGGAGUGCGUCUCCCCGGCAGAGCGGAGCGCGGCCGGAGUGUACUCCCCAGGUCUCGGUGAACGGUGUCGCUAAGAUCAGGACCCUCCUCCUCCUCCUCCCCAUCAGGGGGAAACUGAGGCUCUGGGCCAGAGGAGGAGACCCGAGGUCUACCUAGUGAGGACAGCCAGCCUAUGGAAGCUUAUCUAGGUGACUGAGCUCCACCCCUCCGCACUGACUGGUCAAGACUCACUGGAGACAGAGGCCUGGAAGUCCCAGCAUGGGAAUCAGAGGUCUCUAGCCAGCUUCAUAGAUGGCAAAGCAGCAAGCUUGCCUCCCCCAUCAAUUACGGGGAUAACUAAGAAAAAGCCCCACCCAAUAUGGAGGCUGAGGACCACCACCUCUACUGAUUCUCUGCCUUCUCCCCUGCCCUGCCCACGGGGCUUAGCUGAGUCAGUCAUGCAAUGCUGAACAGUAAGGAAGACGUGGGGUCAGCUUGCCUGGCUGCAGGGCAGGGAUCGUGGGCAGCAUGGGGGUGUGUGUGAGCGGGGCUCCAGGGUGAGACCUAGCCCCCGCCCCCGGGAGUUCCAGGGGGUGGGGGUGGGGCCGAGGAUAGGAUGGCUCGGGGUGGGCUGGGGGCAGAAGAGGCCUCCCUCCGAUCCAACGCCUUGUCCUGGCUGGCCUGUGGGCUCCUGGCCCUGCUGGCCAACGCCUGGAUCAUCCUUAGCAUCUCAGCCAAACAGCAGAAGCACAAGCCCCUGGAGUUGCUGCUCUGCUUCCUGGCGGGCACACACAUACUCAUGGCGGCCGUGCCCCUCACCACCUUUGCUGUGGUGCAGCUCCGGCGCCAGGCUUCCUCCGACUAUGACUGGAACGAGAGCAUCUGCAAGGUCUUUGUGUCCACCUACUACACGCUGGCCCUGGCCACCUGCUUCACCGUCGCCUCGCUCUCCUACCAUCGCAUGUGGAUGGUGCGCUGGCCUGUCAACUACCGCCUCAGCAACGCCAAGAAGCAGGCGCUGCAUGCCGUCAUGGGCAUCUGGAUGGUCAGCUUCAUCCUUUCCACGCUGCCCUCCAUAGGCUGGCAUAACAAUGGGGAGCGCUACUACGCCCGAGGCUGCCAGUUCAUAGUCUCCAAGAUCGGCCUCGGCUUCGGUGUCUGCUUCAGCCUCUUGCUUCUUGGGGGCAUUGUCAUGGGGUUGGUCUGCGUGGCCAUCACUUUCUAUCAGACACUGUGGGCCCGGCCCCGGAGGGCUCGGCAGGCCCGCAAGGCUGGGGCCAGUGUGGGAGCCAAAGUGGGGGGGCUGGGGGGCUUGGGUACACGACCAGCUUUCGAGGUGCCGGCCAUUGUGGUGGAGGACACUCGAGGGAAGCGGCGGUCCUCGUUGGAUGGCUCUGAAUCUGCCAAGACAUCUUUGCAGGUCACCAACUUGGUCAGCGCUAUCGUCUUUCUCUAUGACUCCCUCACAGGGGUGCCCAUCCUGGUGGUGAGCUUCUUCUCCUUGAAGUCAGACUCGGCUCCGCCAUGGAUGGUGCUGGCCGUGCUGUGGUGCUCCAUGGCACAGACUCUGCUCCUGCCCUCCUUCAUCUGGUCCUGCGAGCGCUACCGUGCAGAUGUGCGCACAGUGUGGGAGCAGUGCGUGGCUAUCAUGUCCGAGGACGACGGCGACGAUGAUGGAGCCUGUGACGACUACACAGACGGUCGAGUGUGCAAAAUUCGUUUUGAUGCUAAUGGGGCCACAGGGUCAGGGGGUCGGGACCCCACCCAGGUCAAACUGCUGCCUGGCCGGCACAUGCUAUUUCCGCCUCUUGAGAGAGUACACUAUUUACAGGUCCCCCUGUCCCGCCGAUUGUCCCACGAUGAGACCAACAUCUUCUCCACUCCUCGGGCACCAGGCUCCUUCCUGCACAAAUGGUCAUCUUCCGAUGACAUCCGGAUCCUCCCAGCCCAGAGCCGAGCCCUCGGGGGCCCUCCCGAAUACCUGGGACAGAGACACAGGCUGGAGGAUGAGGAGGGUGAGGAAGAGGCCGAAGGCGGGGGCUUAGCCAGCCUUCGCCAGUUCCUAGAAAGUGGGGUUCUGGGGUCAGGUGGGGGACCCCCACGAGGUCCUGGCUUCUUCCGGGAGGAGAUCACCACCUUCAUCGAUGAGACACCUCUGCCUUCUCCAACGGCCUCGCCGGGACCCUCUCCUCGUAGGCCCAGGCCACUGGGUUUUUCGCCUCGACGCCUCUCCCUUGGGUCUCCUGAUAGCAGAGCUGUUGGACUUCCUUUGGGGCUGAGUGCAGGGAGACGCUGUUCUCUGACCGGGAGCGAGGGGAAUUCAAGGGCUUGGGGAAGACCCUGGGGCCCAGGCAACCCCAUCUUCCCCCAGCUGACCCUGUGAGGCCACAUGGGCCUGCUUAACUCAGAGGAGGGGGCGCGGGUGAGGACUCCUCAUUCUGGCCCUGAGCCUAUGGCAGCUGCCUCCAGGGAGAUGGGCGCUAGAUCUGGAUUCUAGAGCCCCAGCUCUCUCCCAUCCAAGUGACCAGACACCCUACUCACCCAUCUUUACCCCUAGCAAAACGUAUUAAAGGUUGAAGUAUUGCCAUCGAAA